Messenger RNA from Orbicella faveolata, 2195 nucleotides. RefSeq names its product glutathione hydrolase 1 proenzyme-like. Gene Ontology annotation, molecular function: glutathione gamma-glutamate hydrolase. Gene Ontology annotation, biological process: glutathione catabolic process. The record is from RefSeq and is a predicted model, not a curated record. Gene Ontology annotation, cellular component: plasma membrane. Lineage: Eukaryota; Metazoa; Cnidaria; Anthozoa; Scleractinia; Merulinidae.
CAUGAGUGAAUUUUGUUUUAGUUUAAAUUAAAAAGAAACAAUCUCCCUUUUUUUGUGAAAUAUGAUCUGCGGCUAGCCUUCACCAGCACGUUCUCACCACUACCAUGUUCGUGGGAGUGGCAGCUCAUUUAGCUGUGUUUGUUGUUUCUUCACAGAAUGUCUGGCUCUGAAUCGGACAUCAAGAGAAAACGAUUGUGGGCAAUUGCUCUUGUUGUUGCUUUUGUCGCGAUUGUGGUCGCCAUCGGCAUCUUUCUCGCUUACUGGUUCACCAGGAACCCUUUGCACGAGAUCAGCCCUCCCGGGUAUCCCGACUCGCUUGGCGGGCCGUACAAGCACGCGAGCGUGGCAUCCGACGCGGGACCGUGUUCGCACAUCGGAAAGAACAUUCUUCAAGAAAACGGUUCGGCCGUGGAUUCGGCCAUUGCUGCGAUGCUAUGUGUAGGGGUAAUCAAUAUGCACUCGACGGGGAUCGGAGGCGGUGGAUUUAUGCUCGUUUACAAUCGUAGAGACCGAGUCGCUGAGGUGUUCGACUUCAGAGAAAGUGCUCCAGCCAAAGCUACGGAAGACAUGUUUAAAAACGCAAGUUACAAAGAACUGAACAGCACAUUAGCCACAGGCGUCCCAGGGGAGGUGCGCGGUUACUACACAGCCUGGCUAUCGUAUGGACGGUUACCAUGGAAACAGCUGGUUCAACCGGCGAUCGAUAAGGCUAAGUAUGGCUUCCUUAUAAACCAAGCGCUUUACAAGACAAUGGUUCAAUCAGAAAAUGACAUCAGGAAAGAUCCAGGGUUGAAAGAGUUAUUGUUCGAUAAGAAAGGAAACCUCAGACAGUUUGGAGACAAUAUCACUAACCCACAAUACGCGAAAUCCCUCGAGGAGAUACGGGAUCAUCCCGAGAGCUUCUACAACGGAUCGUUGGCAACGAAGAUCGUUCGGGACAUCAGAAGACGCGGCGGGAUCGUCACCUCGCAGGACCUGAGAGACUACAAAGUCAUCAGAAGGAAGGCCCUAGUUAACCAGCUGGGUGAUAUGACAUGGUAUACGGCCCCGCCACCGGCAAGCGGGCCAGUGAUAACUCUCAUAUUGAACAUUCUUAAAGGUUACAACAUGACAGCAGAGUCACGUGAUUCUCCUUUGACGUUUCAUCGUGUAAUCGAGGCUUUCAAGUUUGGUUAUUCGUGGCGAUCACUCCUUGGCGACCCGGCCUUUAAUGAUGGUAUGAACGAGACAGUCGCCAAGAUGACGAACGAAACUUUUGCCGAGAUCUUGAGACGGAAGAUUUGGGAUAACCAAACCCACAGCAACGCUUCGUAUUACCGCGGAAACUUUCAUUUUGAGGAGGACUACGGAACCUCACAUCUUUCUGUGCUAUCUCCGAAUGGUGAUGCUGUGGCCCUUACCUCUACUAUAAACUUCCACUUUGGAUGUAAAUACCGUUCCAGGAUCACUGGAAUAAUUUACAACAACGAGAUGGGAGACUUCUCGACCCCAGGCCAGCUCAACCCUGAUGACAUCCCGCCUUCAAAGAGCAACUUUAUCAAACCCAGAAAAAGGCCCCAGUCCUCUAUUAGCCCUGUUAUUUUCACUGACAGAAGUGGCCGAGUGAGACUGGUCGCGGGUGCUUCUGGAGGACCGCUUAUAACGACAGCGGUUUCUCUCGUAGUCGUCAACGAGCUGUGGUUGUCACGUGGUAUUUCAAGUGCAGUCGAUUAUCCACGCGUCCAUCACCAACUCUUUCCAAAUACGGUCAUGAUCGAAAAGCCUCCUUACACCAUCUCCCAGAACAUUCAAGACGGUUUGAGAGCCCGCAAACAUAACAUCUCAGAGAAGGCUUCCUUUGCCGUUGUACAGGCGGUGGUUAGAGACAAGGACGAAGAAAUCUAUGGGAAAAGUGACCCGAGAAAAUAUGGAUGGCCAGAUGGAUUUUGAAUAAGAAUACAGUGAAACCUGUUUUAAGGGGACACCCUUGGGACACUCACUAGUGUCCGCUUAAUACAGGGUGUCCGUUCAAAGCUGGUUCUAAUAUCUUUUGCAAUAAUAGUUAAUUAUUAACCCUUUUGUAACACAGUGUGACACAGAGUAAGAUCAAAGACUGGUCAUAGCACUUUGUUCCAGCUGGCAGUCGAUGCAUCAAUCUGGAAUAAUCCACUUAGUUUUUAAACGACAUCGCUGAACAAUGUUAAAGGAGUCUGAGC